Guillardia theta CCMP2712 is the source of this 2384-nucleotide messenger RNA. RefSeq lists its product as hypothetical. Gene Ontology annotation, molecular function: protein binding. NCBI's taxonomy places the organism in Eukaryota, Cryptophyceae, Pyrenomonadales, Geminigeraceae. The record is from RefSeq and is a predicted model, not a curated record. The transcript has 12 exons. Bases 1 to 2103 code for a protein of 700 amino acids.
AUGGGGCUGAAGCUUCAGUCAGAGCAGAAGGAGGCGCUGAAGCAUAGCAGGUGGUGGGAUCCUAUCUGGAGAUGGGAGCAGAUCGAGCAGCUCAAGGACCCGGAGAAGCAGUUUGACAAGGAGGCCCUGGAGAUGGCGGCGAUGCUGGGCAUCGAGGUGGAGGAGUACGUAAGGAGUAUGAGCGGGACGGCGAAGGUAUCGCUGUCCUCCUCCGCCUACGACGCCAUGCUGGUCAUGUGCGUGAGAGCAGCGCAGUCCGGGGACCUGCUGGGGAUGGUGCAUGCGAAGGAGGUGCUGUCAAAGAUGGAGCAGGUGGGAAUCAGUCCAGACGUGGACUUGUACAACCAGGUGCUGUCAGCUUGCUCAGCAGCAGCUGGAGGGGUGAUGAGACCUUGCCCGGUGAGGAACGACACAGAGGAGAGGAGAGACUUCAUCGACAUGGCAGUGAAGGUCGUGUCCUACAGUGGGGGCAAGGUGGACAGUACGGAGUUCGCGAGCCGAUGGAGGACGAUGUUCCCAAAUGCGUCUAUCCACAACUACACGUACACUGAUGGGAAGAAGCAGUCGACGUGGAAGGCACUUGCACAGUCUGCAAGGUUUGAGGUGGAAGAUGGAGAGGAGGGCAAGAAGGUGAUCGUGCUGAGGAGGAAGGAUGGUAAGGACAGAAAGAAGUCCACAACUACCAUCUCCUCCUCCUCCUCCUCCUCCUCCUCCUCCUCCUCCUCAAGGAAUCCAUGGAUCCAGGUCGGACUGGAUUUCCUAGGGAGCAUGAGGAGGAACAAGGUUGAGCCGAACGAGCAGACUUACAACAUCCUUAUCAGCAUGUGCGCGAGAGCAGCGAAGGAGGGCGAUGACGAGAUGAUUGACCAGUCGUUCAGAUUGUUCGAUGAGAUGAAGAAGCGAGGUCUUCCUGUAAACCAGCAAACGCUCAAUGCUCUGAUCAACGUCUGCGCAAAGUCGAACAAUCUGGAUCGUAUGAGGGAGGUCGAGAAGGAGUAUGAGACGGGAAGCUUCACUCCUGACGUGUUUGUCUUCUCGGCAAGGAUGAAAGCUGCGAGAAGUUGUCAGGGAGUUAUGGAGGUGUUGGAGGAGAUGAAGAAGUUUGGCGUCAGUCCAAACCUCGCAAGUCUCAACACAGCUCUGGUUGCAAUCCAUUCUCUGCAGGGAGGAGGAGAAGGUUUGAAGUGUGCGAGGGUCGUGAUGGAGCAGAUGAGCAGUCUGAACUUACAGCCUGACGCGUCAACGUACACAACCUUCCUGUCCAUCAUGGCGGGAGCUGCGAAGAAGGAGGAGGAUGGGGAGAAAUUUGCAAAGGAGGCGAUCGAGAUGUUUGGGAGCAUCAAAAAAUCCAAGGCUGUGAAGCUUGACGUGCGCAUGUACACGACAGUCUUCCAUGCUCUCAUCGGAAUCGGACUGCAGAAGCACGUGUUCAAUGAAGAGAUGAGAGGAGCCAACAUGAGCAAGUUUGCACUGAAGCACUUGAUGAGCAUGAAACAAGAUCAGGUCUCCCCUGACCGCCGGGCGUUUCAUGCUUGCCUGUCCGCCAUGGCUCUAGCCGCCAAGUUAGGAGGGAAGGAGACGAUUGGUCAUGUGAACGAGGUCUGGAAGAUGAUGGAGAAGUCAAGAACUCCUUUUGACCUGGCAUGCUACAAAACUCUCAUGGAGGCGUACUCGAACGCUAUUUGUGCAAGGAAUGGAUCUGUUUAUGUCUUGGAGGCAGAGAAGGUCCUGGACAGGAUGAGAACCGGGGGUCGCAUGCCGGACUUUCAGUCCUACAUGACAGUCUUGAAGGCAUAUGAGAAUUCUGCUGUGAGAGGAGGAAAAGUUGUCGACUACCAUAGACGUGCCCUCGGACUUGUUGUUCGGAUGCAGAGGGAGAUGGUCAAGCAGAUCCAACCGGACGAAGAGACUUUCGCCAAUCUUCUUCAAUGUGCCCUAACAACUGCGGAGGUCAAAAUCAUUGAGAAAUUGAUGGAGAAAGCAGGGGUCGAGAAAACAGGCGUAAUCUGCACAUCUUGCAUCGACACAUUGUCAAGAAAUCCGAUUCAAGAAGACAUUGAGCAUGUCUCGCAAACCAUCGAAGAGGCCAGGAAAAGAACAUAGUAACUUCGAACAUGAUGAUGGCUGUCUUCGACUUCUACAAGGCUGCGAGAAUGAGCGAGGAGGCGCUGAAAUUUCUGCAGCAAGCAAAGGAAGAUAAAAUUCCGCUGAACAAGUUCGUUCUUUCUGCUGCCCUAAAGGCUGCAGUGAGAGCGAGAGACAAAGAGGCUUCGGAAACAAUCAUUACGGACCUUGAAACGAAUCACCAACCACUUGGAGAUCUUGUACGAGCACAGAUAGAUCAUGUGAGAAAAGUUUUCUCAACAUAAACCCAAAGCAGCAAG